AUGCACAAACCUCUUGCAACCUCAACAUUAUUUCUAUUGAUGCUUUUGUUGGCACUUUUCUUUCUUUCGGGUUGGUGUUGUGCUGUGCAGGUGAACUUAAUAUCGGAUACACACUACGAUCCGGCCUAUGGUUUGGCAAACGCAUACGGUCCUUGUAUAGAUAAUAUAAGCAGUCCUCCUCUCGGCACAUCAGGAUGCGAUGCACCAAAGGACCUCAUCACAUCACUCUGCACAGAUAUGACGAUACAGAAUUCAACGUAUACUUAUUUGUCAGGCGAUUUACAGAGACACCAUUUUGAUGUUAGUGGGCUUUCUUUAAAUGAUACAUUUGAUUUUCUUUCCCAAAGUCUUGCUGCUGUACAUUCGAGCGAUGGAAAUAAUACCCCAAAAGUUGUGGCUGCUAUGGGAAACAAUGACAUGGUACCAAAUUACACUUUUAACACGACUGAAGGAUCAAAUGUAUUUAUCUCGGAGGAGUCUGGAAUCUUGCAAAGACAUAACCUUCUUGGCAAGGAAGAAGCACAACAAUUUGAGAAAUGCGCAUACUACAUUCGUAUUGUUUCACCAACUCUCAGAGUAAUUGUUCUGCACACACUUAUCUGGUGCUUCAGUUUGAAACCUUCCAUUCCAGACGACGAGAAGGAUCCAUGCGGACAGUUUGAAUUUCUCAGUACACAGCUUGAAGAGGCACGGUUGGCAAACUCAAAAGUGAUAAUCUUGAGUCAUAUUCCUCCCUACAUCAAUGUAUGGGGUGUUCUUACUGCCAAAAAGUUACGCUCUGUUAAGGAGGAUAUGUACUGGAAACCAAAUUAUCAGAGUCGUUACAACACUUUAAUGAAAAAUUAUUCUUCUACUGUAAUGAUACAAUUGUUCGGACACACUCAUCUUUUUUCCCUUCAAGCUCUUGAAAAUGGUGUUCCAUCAUAUGUUAUUCCAGCUGUAACACCUAUAUAUAAAAAUAUUCCUUCUUACAUGGUUGCACAAUUUGAUGAUAACACUUGGGGACUGAAUAGCCUUAUGCAGCGAUUUCUUUCUAACUCAAAAUGGUCCAAUGGUCUUCGUGUAGAAGAUGUUUUUGGUAAUUUAAACAAUAUCUCAUCAAUUCGAAGUGCGGCAAAGCGACUCAUAACUGACAAUACUACCUGGGCACAGUAUGUUACACUGCACGGUGGUGGUGUAGAGAAUCACGCUCUAUUUCCUGGUGGUGAAUGUGAUUCAUGGUGUCGCACACUAAGCGCCUGUUCAAUGUUUUCUGAUACCUGGAACGAUAUUCAGUCUUGUAUGAAAAAAAAAGAAAAGAAAGAAAACCAAGCUCUUACCAUCACUCUUGUUGUGCUGGGUGUGUUGGUGAUAAUGGUGGGAUCAGGAAUGUUGUUUCUUCAUUACAGGCGGCAAGUUAAUCGGAAACGUGUUGGUGAACUAGUUUGCAAUGAUGAAACCCCAAAUGAGGAUGGAACUACAAAUUUUGAUGCUCCGGGUGAAGAGAAUUUCGAUAGGCAAGGUGCACCAGAAGGUGUUGACCAGAAACUACCUCCUCCCAGAGAUGGUAAUAAUGGACAAUAA
Molecule: messenger RNA, 1563 nt
Organism: Trypanosoma theileri
Lineage: Eukaryota; Euglenozoa; Kinetoplastea; Trypanosomatida; Trypanosomatidae
Product: beta-fructofuranosidase-like protein
Exons: 1
Coding region: 1-1563 (520 amino acids)
Source: RefSeq, a predicted model, not a curated record